Salvelinus namaycush (lake trout) is the source of this 1380-nucleotide messenger RNA. Its product is annotated as D(1B) dopamine receptor-like. Bases 1 to 1380 code for a protein of 459 amino acids. Lineage: Eukaryota; Metazoa; Chordata; Actinopteri; Salmoniformes; Salmonidae. The transcript has a single exon. The record is from RefSeq and is a predicted model, not a curated record. Gene Ontology annotation, molecular function: dopamine neurotransmitter receptor activity; G protein-coupled receptor activity. Gene Ontology annotation, cellular component: plasma membrane. Gene Ontology annotation, biological process: adenylate cyclase-activating adrenergic receptor signaling pathway.
AUGGAGAACCCCGCGAAAUACCUCUCAGUGCACGAGAGCCACUCCGUCCCGUUACCUCUUGGGGAGAUUAUGUGGAACUCGACCGAAUCGGAGGCAACAUCCAACGGUGGAAAGGAAUUGGUCAUCCGGACAGUGACGGGCUGUUUGCUCUCCCUGCUCAUCCUGUGGACACUACUGGGAAACAUUAUGGUGUGCUCCGCCGUACUCCGAAUUCGGCACUUGCGAAGUAAAGUGACCAACAUUUUCAUCGUUUCUUUGGCUGUGUCGGAUUUAUUCGUUGCAGUUCUGGUGAUGCCAUGGAAAGCUGUGGCCGAGGUGGCGGGGUAUUGGCCGUUUGGUACUUUUUGUAAUUACUGGGUGGCUUUUGAUAUCAUGUGCUCAACUGCGUCCAUCCUCAACCUCUGCAUUAUCAGCGUGGAUAGAUAUUGGGCCAUAUCAAGUCCGUUCCGGUACGAGAGAAAAAUGACCCAACGAGUUGCCUUCGUUAUGAUAAGCGUCACGUGGACGUUGUCUGUACUCAUUUCAUUCAUACCAGUCCAACUGAACUGGCACAAAGCCAGCGAAGACGAAAUAGUUGGAGUCCAUAACGCCUCCUUGGGUAAAGUAGAAGAAAACUGUGACUCUAGCCUCAACAGAGAAUACGCCAUAUCUUCAUCUUUAAUAAGUUUCUACAUACCCGUAGCAAUUAUGAUUGUGACAUACACGAGAAUAUAUCGGAUUGCUCAGAUCCAAAUCAGGAGGAUAGCUUCCCUAGAGCGCGCGGCGGAGCACGCGACAAGUUGCAGGACCAACAACAGACUCGAGUGCCAACACCACAAUACCUUGAAAACAUCUAUUAAAAGGGAAACCAAAGUUUUAAAAACGUUAUCGAUCAUUAUGGGCGUCUUUGUGUGUUGUUGGUUACCUUUCUUUAUUUUGAACUGCAUAGUUCCAUUUUGUGAUAAACCACCGACUGACAAAGACGCAGGUCUCCCUUGCGUGAGCGAGACAACUUUUGACGUUUUUGUUUGGUUCGGCUGGACUAAUUCAUCCAUGAAUCCUAUUAUUUACGCUUUUAACGCAGAGUUCAGAAAAGCAUUUGCCAGUCUGCUGGGUUGUCGUAAUUUCUGCUCCAGAACACCCGUUGAAACUGUAAACAUUAGCAACGAGCUGGUCUCUUACAACCAGGACACCCUUGUCCACAAAGAAAUCGUGAAUGCCUACGUCAAUAUGAUCCCCAACGUAGUGGAAUGCAUUGAGCACGAGGACACGUUUGACAGGAUAUCACAGUUAUCUCACAACAAUGAAAAUGUCACCGACUCUGUUUGUGACUUGGAAGACUGUGAGGCAGAUAUUAGCCUCGACAGGAUGACACCAUUCACCCCCAAUGGUUUACAUUGA